Molecule: messenger RNA, 327 nt
Organism: Rotaria sp. Silwood2
Lineage: Eukaryota; Metazoa; Rotifera; Eurotatoria; Philodinida; Philodinidae
Source: the annotation of a GenBank genome assembly
AUGCUGCAAUAUUAUGAACAAGAAGAUGAACAAAAGGAUUUAUCAACAACAAUAGCUGCAAUAUAUCAAUCAGAGAUCGACAACUAUUUAAAAUUUGGAAUAGAUAAAUUAAACGAAUCAUGCAGCUCAAACUCGUCUUCUUCAGCUGAUCAAGAGUAUAAUUCAUUACAUUUUUGGAAGCAUCAUUAUACAUUAUAUUCACCUUUAGCAAAAAUUGCCAAACGUGUUUUUGCAGUACCAGCAACUAGUGCUGCUGUUGAACGUGAAUUUUCUUUGACAGAAAAUAUUGUAACAAAAAAUGUUCAAGAUUAUCUCCUGAAACAGUGA